Messenger RNA from Acromyrmex echinatior (Panamanian leafcutter ant), 909 nucleotides. RefSeq lists its product as uncharacterized. Lineage: Eukaryota; Metazoa; Arthropoda; Insecta; Hymenoptera; Formicidae. The record is from RefSeq and is a predicted model, not a curated record.
AAUAAAUAUAUUAUGAAGUAUAAUGGAGUGGCCAAACGAUAAAGCUUUAUUAUUCAUUAAUGAAAUUGAAAGCUUACCGAUUUUAUGGGAUUCUUCAGAUCCAUAUUAUAAAAUUAGUAGGAAAAAAAAUGAGACGUGGGAAAAUCUUGCCAACAAAUUCUGUACAACAAUACUAGAUGUUAAAAAGAAAUGGCUUUCGUUACAGGCGUCAUACAGAAGAGAGAGAAUUAAGAUGAUUGAUUCUGCAAAGGGAACUGAGAAAAAAGUAUUAUCAAAAUGGUUUGCAUAUCGUGCAAUGACGUUCUUGGGAGAUCAUUAUAAACCAAGAGGAAUUAGAGAUACUUCUGAGACUUCUGAAACAUGUCAACAAGAAGAAAGUAGUGACCUUAAGGAUCAAGAAGGUAUUAAUGAAACAGAUAUAACAUGUCCGAAAAUAGAAGCUACAUUACACGAACCAGAGAGAAGUGUACGGUUGUGUAAUACCUCGUUGCGAAGAAAACAUUUGAAAAUGUUUUAUUCUCCAGAAUUAAGUAAUCCAAAGAAAAGAAAGAUUAAUGAAGAUAAUUCAAGUGAAAUGUAUAUUUUAAAAGCUACUGUUGCAGAAAAAGAAUGUCAACGAGAUGAAAAUGAGACUUAUGGUGAAUACGUGGCACUGACACUGAAGAAAUUAGAUAAUUAUUCACGUAUAAUGGCUAAACAUUACAUUAAUGAGAUUCUUAUAGAAGCAGAAUUAGGAAAAUACAAAGAUUCGAUUCCUCAAAGAUCGCCUAUACCCACGACCUAUUCUGCUAUUUCACCAUCGCUUUCUGUAUAUUCCUACCAAUCCGGAGGUUCCAAUAACGUAGUUUCUUCUGAACCGAAUCUGUGAUCAUCGGAUGAACUAGUAGCAUUAAAAAAUUAUUUCUUUUU